CGCGCCCCCGCGCCCCGCUGUCCGGGUGCCGCAGCUACCUCAGCCGCCCGCGCGCGGGUCCCUGCCAGCUGCCUUUGCCGCCCGUCCGGCCGCGGGUCGGGCCCACAGUUGUGAAUAUCAAAAAGUCUGUGACCUGCUGAGGAGUGCAGUCUGAAGCCCUGCUUUCCGUUUUUUUAGCUGCAGAGGACCAGCCCCAAGGAGAGCCUCCAUUCUUGGGCCGAAGCCAAGGUGAAGAGUAGCAGUGACCUGGGAUAAUGAUCCCUGCUUCUCGCCUAAGUUGAAUAAGCACCUUGUGCACUUUAAUCCCCUGUCAGUGGCAUCAGGCUGACCGAAGACAGGUUUUGGAAAUCUCAGCUACAAAGACAUCUAGCCAAAGUCUCAGUCUUGCCUUAACAAUGUUCCAGAGAUUGAAUAAAAUGUUUGUGGGUGAAGUCAAUACUUCUUCGAACCAAGAACCAGAAUUUAGUGAGAAAGAAGAUGAUGAGUGGAUUCUUGUUGACUUCAUAGACACUUGCACGGGUUUCUCAGCAGCAGAGGAUGAGGAAGAAGAUGACAUCAGUGAAGAGUCACCUCCCGAGCACCCUUCAGUCUUUUCCUGUCUCCCUGCGUCUCUCGAGUGCUUGGCUGAUACGAGUGACUCCUGCUUCCUCCAGUUUGAGUCCUGUCCAAUGGAGGAGAGCUGGUUUAUCACCCCUCCCCCAUGUUUUACUGCAGGUGGAUUAACCACUAUCAAGGUGGAAACCAGUCCUAUGGAAAACCUUCUCAUCGAACACCCCAGCAUGUCCGUCUAUGCUGUGCAUGACCCCUGCCCCAGUCUCGGUGAGGCCCACUGUGGGACUGAGGAAUUCCAUAACCCAGGCAGUCCCAGAGUGGAAGCUGAGAAUGAGAUGGGGCAGCAUAUUCAUUGCUACGUUGCAGCUCUCGCUGCUCAUACAGCUUUUCUGGAACAACCCAAGAGCUUUCGCCCUUCGCAGUGGAUUAAAGAACACGGUGAAAGACAGUCUCUGAACAGAAAUAGCCUUCGUCGCCAAAAUCUUACCAGAGAUUGCCACUCUCGGCAAGUCAAGCACAGCGGCUGGGCUGUCCAUCAGCCCUGCCCACGUCAGUACAAUUACUAAGAAUCUGAAGCGUGUCUGGUUGGCUUCUCAUAGUUUGUGCAUAUGUGUGGGCAUGUGCAUGUAUGGACGGUGAAGAUGCUGUCUCUUUACAGCCAACAGAUGACCAAUCACAUAGUUUUAUCGGUGUGUUUAGACACUAUCUUGAAAACCAGAUUUAUAUGCUGUGUAUCACGUAAUGCCUUGCUCUUAACAUUUGCUUUUUUGUAAAAAUUUUUUCAGAAUAUUUUUGGAAACAUAUCAAUACAGUUAGUGUUUUGGGAAGGUCUUUAAAUCUAUUAAGGUGUACAUGAGUUAGCAAUUUUAAGAUGUUUCUUCCCAAGUACGAGAAUAGGCAUCUUUCAAUUUCAUUUUAUUGGGUAUUAAUCAGUCUUUUGAGUAAGCAGAAAUUUAUUCUCAGGGUCAGCCAUACACUUUAUUGACCAGUACUUGAUAAUCUUUUCUGUAUAUAAUGAAUACAUUUUUACACACUAACAUGAGCAUUAACAGGUGAUGUGGUUGCCACAGAUAUAAUGGAAUUAUGGCUGAACUUUCUUUUGGAAGAAAACUUGAUAUAUUUCUGUGUGUAUGGGGUUUUUAUUUCCCAGAUUAGCCAUGCAGUUCAUUUUGGAAUUCAGGUACAUUAAGUGUUAGUGAGCAGUGCAUUCAAUAAUUCCGAUGUGACUGUGUAACGUGGUACAGACAUUACGGCAUCGUGGGACAACAGUGCCCGUCUCACGUGCAGAGGGAUUAAAUUCAACCUGUGAAAUUGUAUUUGGGGAAAUGUGUAUCUGUAAGUAAUGCAUUGGUCCACUGUUUGUUAGGAUUCUUUCCUGCCAGCUCUGCCUACUCGCCACCUCACAUCAGCUGUAGAUUCAGAAGUCCGUGUCCUGCACUCUAGUGGCUUCCUAUUUAUAUCUGCCCAGGGGAAAAGAGAUAGGCUUUGUAUUUCUGAUACAGUGAUAGAUCCUCUGCUGUGGAGCCUGUUCCGCCAGCUGGCAAGCAACAGUGAAGGGGAUUCCUGGUGACAUCUAUUCAUAGCAUCUAAAUGAAGAGUGACAGGUUGAGUUUUUCCUUGAGUUUAUAUAUAUAUAUUUUUAACUUGGGCUUCAGGCAAAUUCCUUAACCACUUUGGCCUUUGGCCCCUCCACCAAGGGGGGAGUAGUAACACGUACCUCCCUCCCAGUUGUGAGGACCGUAUACUGAUUGAAGUGGGGCUGUCCUGAACUGAUCCUUGGGUGGAAUUCCAAGGGCCCCUCUGCUGAGUCUAGUGCAGGGGCGGGGCCGGGGCAGCUCUUCGGCCAUAACUCCUCUUCAGAGAGUUGGUGCUUGUGAGGCCAGGGUGCAGGGUUCGGGUCACACCGAGGCCAGUUAGCUCAAUGAACGCAGAGAAAACCUAUUUCUUUACCUUUAGUCACUUUAUUUUUUCGCAGUUGGGAUGGGUUUUGCUGAGCCAUCUGCACUCUGACCAGUUUCCUCUGAAAUUAAGUUGAACACAUUUACAACCCAAAGCACAUUCUACUGACAGAGCAAUAAUACUAUCACCUUCAUAAUCAGAUAGCUUAUUUUUCCAGUCUCCUCUGCAAUCCUAAUUGAGUACAUGACUAGACAGUGUUGUCAAGGAAAAAGCAGCAUAUAGUUAUGUGAAGUAUUGUUUUAUUCUUCAGCAACCCUGUAGCAGCUGGAUGCAGGGAACCAUGGGAGACUUUGCAGUGAAUUCUGACCAGACUGGGACGUGUGGAGUCGGGAGAGGUGACAUAGCUUAGUUAGAUGAUAGUGGUAGGCUGUUCCUCCACCACUGGCUGUGCUGAAGGGCCAGGAAUAUCUCUCCAGAACAAGGGUCUAGAUCCUCCUUCUCACCUUAGUCCCCUUCUGUUUCGACUACCCCUUUAUUUAUUUGUUUUCCUCAUUAGGGGCCAAGUCUGUUAGGUUUUGUCAAACUGAGCUAGAAGUUGUUUUGUUACUAUUUGUGUUUACCAGCAUUGGGAGAUAGAGUGUUCAUGAAAGUGUGUAUGUUUUAUGCCAUGACUGUUAAAGGGCCGUAUGUUGCUAACUUGAGCAUAGGUGUAAGCCUCUGAAUACAUGGGGGUCUCUUUUUUUCACAUACUAAAUGUAAGCUGUUAGUACCUCAUGAGCUCCAGAAGUUCAGCCAUGAGAAUUUGUUUGGCAGCAUGAACAGAUUUGUAUAUAAAACUACAAUGGUCUUUUUUUUAACUAUUAUUUUUUCAGAUUUCCUGAUACCUUAAAUACAUUUACAUUUCUAUCAGUUACUGACUUUUCGUUUGCCUUAUUUGGGCCAGGUUUUUUAUGCUUUGUACCUGGAAAACAAUUGACUUCAGUCUUUUCAGUGUUUUUUCAGGGUAAGGCCUACCAUACAUCUGUGAUAUCAUACUGUGGUUUCUGCAUCAGUGUCUUAAGGCUUCUGUCUAAAACUGGCCCAUGUAAGAACUGAAGAAAGUGGUCACCUAAGGCAGUUCUUGGUCAUCACGUGUUUGUUAAGGAUCGACUAUGUGCAGGUUCACAAGACCAAUAAUAACAGAGAGUGCUAUUGACCUGUUAAGUAUUCUUUGAAACAGGGCUGAAAUGCAGCUUAUUAUAAGUUAAUUAUUUUUGCUGUUGUAAAUAUAAAUGGUUUACAGUGUGCUUUAGUGCAUAUUUCUUAAAAAUUCCAGCGGUGAGAAAUAAGACCCUUUUGAAUUUAGCGCUCUGGUUCUAAACUGAUAAUAUAGCAUGUUACUUGGAAAAAGUCUGGAAUAUGUGGUGCACACAGCAGUGCUUCAUGAAUGAGUUUCUUAGUUAUAAUGCACCAUGUUUCUCAAAGUUUGUGUUUUUCAUUUUUAAAACAUUUUAUGAUGUAUAUCUUAUGUUUAUUACUUUUCUUCCUCAAAUAAUUUGAUUAUGUACUGCACCAUAAGUUGAAGAUUAACCACCCAUUAUUUAUCUUCUGUGGGACUUUAUAUGGUUGGGUUGGGGGGAGGGUAGGGAAUUUUUUGCAGAAGGUGCAGAGUGAUUGGGUUUAUUACUCACUAUUCCAGGGAGCUUUUUUUACAUUGAUUUCCUGUGCGUUUUUUCCCAGUUCCGAUGCAAACUGUUUCUGUUUACAUACCUUCUCUGUUGUAUCAGUACUUUGAUUCUAGUGAGAUUACAGUUUACUUAAAACUUGGGAGGGCCAUUCAGCAUUGCCUAAUGUUUUUGCUUCUCAAAUCUGUGUAGUACACUGGUUUGUAAUCUUUGUGUCUUCAUUGAAUCUGAGUAUCUUUGCUGUUUCUCUUCCUCAAAGAAAUAUGUUGUCUUAUAUACUCUUUUAAGAAAAAAGAGUAAAGAAGGAUAUCUAUCUUUCUCUCAUUUUCUUUGAGUUCAAAACAAAAAAGGACUCUAGAAGAUAGACAUUUAAAUUUAAAUAGCUUAGUGGAAAAGUUUAAGAGUUUCCAGUUAACAGUCUCUGUCUUUAGAAUCAGUUAAGAGACUGCUCCUUGUACUGGAGAUACUAGCAUGUUUGUGAUGUUACCUGAAAAUUAUCUCUUUAUUUUGUAAGUCCCAUACGUACUGGUUAAAUUCUUUAAAGAGUUGGGCCACUAUCAUGGAUGGUUCACUGCCAUCGGCCCUGUUGAUGUAUUAUAAAUGGCAUUCUUAUCUACUUAUUUUAAUGCUUAAAGUUUUAUAUAAAAUGCUUUAUUUAGAAAACUUACAUAAUAUAGUGGUGUCAGCCUUGCCAUGUACCAAUUUCACUUGAAAUUUGACACCAAUUGCAGUGGUCUGGGGUGGAGAAGGCAGUCCUGGAAAGCAUACAGAUAAGGAUAUCUUUUCCUGUUUGCAACAGUAUCCUUUAUGUGGGAGGAGAAGUUACUAUUCCAAGGAAGGCAGCUUAAGUGGAUAAUGUUUUGUGUGUCAUUGACAAUUUUUCUUAAAAUAUUUUUUAAAUUGUGUAAUUGCUAAAUGCCCAAUUUUUCUCUGUAUUUGCCUGAAGUUUUAGUAUUUGUUUUCUAGGUUGACUUCUAAAAACCAAACCAGCUUGGGGAGGUUAGAUGUGUCUGUUUCCAAGCUUGGUGUGUGUGAGUGGUUUUGCUUGCUUUUUGGUUGUGUUUUCCUCCAGAGGUUUGGAAAUCUUAAUCAGUAAUUGUGUGUAUUAUUUUAUUUUAAGUGGCUUUGGUUUUGUUUUUUUUUUUUCCCUCAAGUAAAAUUGUGAACACAUUUGCUUUUCAAGGGCAGGGCGUCAGUCCUAGAGACUGAAGAGUGUUGUAGGCUGUACUCUGUGCCUUCCUGGUGUGUUUCUGGACACAGUUUUUUUGUGUUUUUUUUUCAACAACUUGAAAACUUAAAAGGGACAUUUGGUUAGGUUAUAUACUGUACAUCAAUCUAUGCAUAAAUGGCAGCUUGUUUUCUUGAGCCACUGUCUAAAUUUUUUUUCUGUUUUUAUAGAAAAUUUUUGUACUGAUUGGUUCAUAGAUGGUCAGUUUUAUACACAGACUAAACAAUACAGCACUUUGCCAAAAAAUAAGUGUAGCAUUGCUUAAACAUUGUAUAUUAACACCAGUUCUUUGUAAUUGGGUUCAGUGGUGUAUUUUGCACUACCUGGAGUUACGGUUUUUAAUCUGUCAAUAAAUAAAAUGUCCUUUACCUUCA
This is a messenger RNA of Dama dama (fallow deer), 5717 nucleotides long. It is a transcript of the gene TP53INP1, whose product is annotated as tumor protein p53 inducible nuclear protein 1. The record is from RefSeq and is a predicted model, not a curated record. Gene Ontology annotation, cellular component: nucleus; autophagosome. Lineage: Eukaryota; Metazoa; Chordata; Mammalia; Artiodactyla; Cervidae. Gene Ontology annotation, biological process: autophagosome assembly; positive regulation of DNA-templated transcription. The transcript has 5 exons. Bases 396 to 1118 code for a protein of 240 amino acids.